CCCUCAGAUGGUAGAUGCCGGAGGCUGUUUCCGGUUCCGGGACAAGGGUCAGCAGGCCCCUGGUUGGAGAUCGGCAGUAGUCGAUGUUUUGGAUGCAGCCGCCGGUUCAGUAGGUGCCGGUAUCGGAAAGGGAGCGAUUUAUCGUCCAGGUUAACGUUUGUGUUUUUUUUAACCAUAAAAAACCAUAAACAGGGCAAAUGGCGAGAAACACGCUCUCCAACAGGUUCCGGAAAGUCGAUGUUGACGAGUACGAUGAGAACAAGUUUGUGGAUGAGCAGGAGGAGGCGGUGGAGCAGCAGGGACCCGACUCGCUGGAGGUGGACACUCUCAUCAGGCAAGGUGACAUGCUUAGUGCAUUCCAUGCAGCAUUAAGGAACCCUCCAGUCAACAUGAAGAAUCAAGCAGUUAAGGAGCGGGCACAGGGAAUAGUUCUCAAAGUCCUCACAUCCUUUAAAAGUAGUGAGAUAGAACAGGCUGUUAAGUCAUUAGAUAGAAAUGGCAUUGACCUUUUAAUGAAGUACAUUUAUAAAGGUUUUGAAAAACCUACAGAAAACAGCAGUGCAAUAUUACUGCAGUGGCAUGAAAAAGCAUUAGCAGUGGGUGGAGUAGGUUGCAUAGUACGAGUUCUCACUGCAAGAAAAACGGUUUAAAAAGUUACGUGACAAGUUGACUUGAUGUGGACUGAAAGCUGUUGGAAAGUAUGAGGAAGCAACAGCUAAAGGGAAAUAUCUGAACCCAUCCUUUGAAGAUUAAUCCAUAUUAAAUGAAAUUAUUUUGAAAACCAUGUUGGAAUGCUCUUUUUAUCUUAAUAGGUUGUGGUGGAAAGUUUGUAUUACUGUAUGUUUUGACUAAGUAUGACAUGCAAGGUCUUGCACAUCCUCAGUUUCCUUACCAUUUUUCAUUUUGCCUUUUUGAAAUCUGUUGAGAAACCAAAUAGUGACUAAUAAAGGCACAUUCACAAUGAAAAAGCAAUGAUAUGACAUUGUGCAUUUUACCCAGAAUUGUUCUGCCACAUGGUGUGGGUGAUGGACUGUUAAGACUGUCAGUGUCAGUACAUGCAGUAUUAUUUUUUUAUUUCUUUGGGUCACAUUCAUAGUCUUUUGUACAGUUAUUGGGAUAGACUUAGUAUGAUACAUAUGGCAAUAGUAUUAGUUGAACUACCAGGGAUGAAUUUAUUGUAAAGUGCCUGCUGCAAAAUAAAGCUCUUGGAUCAUCUUUAACUGACAACUUUGUUGUAUUAUAUCAUCAAAAAUUAAGGUUGGAUUUCCAACUUGUCAAGAGAAGCAGUGAGGAAAUGCCUACUUGAUGCAAACUAGUGUAAUUUCAAUUUAAUAAAUCCUGCGCUAAAGUAAAUUUAUUAUUGGAACGUCACUUUCAGGGUGUCUUGAGAUGCACAAAGUCAUAGAUGUAUGUUAAACUAAAAUUAAAGCUAUCUUGAACCCAGUUCAUAAUUAGUGCUGGUUCAGCCAAUUGUGCAUAUAACUGGCUGAGAUGGGAAAUUGAUCAGAAGUAUUUUUAGGACAACUGAUUCCAUUCCUGUUUGGGCAAAAUCAUCAUAAAUGUGUUUUAAUGACAGUUUAUUUAUGCAGAUAUCUCCUUUAGCAGUAUGGUGACACUGUGUAUAUUAUGUGUAGGCAUUACAUUGCUGUUUCAAAGAUAUAUUAAAGUUAUGAACUAGCUGACACGUGUAUUGUGAAAAAUUAUGAAGUCUAUACUAAGGACACUGGCCCUUGCAUUUGUGGAGUAAUAUUCCUCUUGUUUAAGUUCUAUGUUCCAGCAGCUCUUUUCAGCUACCCUGUUUACAUUACAAAUUGGCUUGAGAAUAUGGCUGUCUUCUAUAGCAGACAUCAACAGUAAGACAGAAUCAAAGGAAUUGUGCUGAACUGCUUUUACACACAGUAAAACAGUUGCAAACCAGCUGGACUGGUUAGGGUGACAUAAGACUCUUUGUUACAUUUUUUAAUAAAUAUCUUUUGUAAUGUUACUUCCCAAGAUUCAGUGGUGGCUCAGGAUAUUUAUUUCAGCAAAACAUGGACAUUGCCAGGACUCUGGUUUGGAAACGCUAUGGUUAGCUGUUCUGACUCUGGCCUCACUCGUCCCGUCAGCUGUCAAGACUUGACACUCAAUUCAAUCUUUAUGUCUGUGCCUUGCUUCCCUAUAAUCUACAUUUUGAACAUUUCUAUCUGCUUUCGCUUGGUGCUUUGUCAGAUUACACUACGAUAUGCCUUGGGCUUUCUACAUUAAAGGCACUAUAUAAAUCAAAA
Molecule: messenger RNA, 2264 nt
Organism: Carcharodon carcharias (great white shark)
Lineage: Eukaryota; Metazoa; Chordata; Chondrichthyes; Lamniformes; Lamnidae
Gene: arpc5lb
Product: actin related protein 2/3 complex, subunit 5-like, b
Exons: 4
Coding region: 198-650 (150 amino acids)
Biological process (GO): Arp2/3 complex-mediated actin nucleation; regulation of actin filament polymerization; cell migration
Cellular component (GO): cytoplasm; actin cytoskeleton; Arp2/3 protein complex
Molecular function (GO): actin filament binding
Source: RefSeq, a predicted model, not a curated record